Trichoderma harzianum CBS 226.95 is the source of this 3643-nucleotide messenger RNA. RefSeq lists its product as hypothetical. The transcript is spliced from 8 exons. Gene Ontology annotation, biological process: protein phosphorylation. The record is from RefSeq and is a predicted model, not a curated record. NCBI's taxonomy places the organism in Eukaryota, Fungi, Ascomycota, Sordariomycetes, Hypocreales, Hypocreaceae. Bases 203 to 3445 code for a protein of 1080 amino acids. Gene Ontology annotation, molecular function: protein kinase activity.
GGACAAGAUGAAAAGCUGCCCUCUUCUCCCCUCCUCGUCCUGGUAUGUCUUUUGAUCUGGAGCUGGGAAUACCAAUCCAUUUAGACCGACUGCCGCAAUAUCCCGCGUUUCUGGAGCUGCGUCUUCUGUUUUUACGACAAUCUGGUCACUGGACGUGACCUGGAGAGCACACGUGAUUAGACGUUAGAGUGAUAGACCAUCGAUGAUGGCGGGCGCAGUGCGGCAACCCAUUGACGAAAAGGCGUUUGCAAAGUACCUUGAGGAGAAUGUGCCGGUAAUCAAGAUGCCGAUUGAUCUGAAGCAGUUUGGCUUCGGACAAUCCAACCCAACAUACCAGAUCACCGACGCAACGGGCAAGAAAUAUGUGCUACGCAAGAAGCCGCCGGGGAAGCUGCUGUCCAAGACGGCGCACAAGGUGGAGCGCGAAUACCGGGCGCUGCACGCGCUCGAGACGACCGACGUGGCGGUCCCCAAGACGUUUUGCCUAUGCGAGGACGACUCGGUCAUCGGCACGCCGUUUUACAUCAUGGAGUUCCUCGACGGGCGCAUCUUUGAGGACUUUCUGAUGCCGGGAGUCACCCCCGCGGACCGGACGGCGCUGUGGAAGGAGGCGAUCCAGACGCUGGCGCGGCUGCACGCCGUGGACGUGGCUCAAGUCGGGCUGGACAAGUUUGGUAAGGCGAGCGGGUUUUAUAGUAGGCAGACGCAGACGUGGGCGACGAUUUGCAUCAGCCAGAGUAAAGCGGUGGAUGUCGAGACCAAGGAGCCCGUGGGACAGCUGCCGCACUUUGACGAGCUGGUGGGCUUCUUCAAGGAUGAGAGGCUGCAGCCCAAGGAUCGGGCGACGCUGGUGCAUGGGGACUUUAAGAUUGACAAUUUGGUCUUUCACAAGACGGAGAAUCGGGUGAUUGGCAUCCUAGACUGGGAAAUGUCUACGAUAGGCCACCCCCUCUCGGACGUCUGCAACUUCAUCACUCAAUUCUACCUCGCCCGCUCUCCCGGCGCCUCGGCCUACAGCGACAGCGAAAAGUUUCUCCCUGGAGCCACGCCCGGUCUGCCGCAGCCGGACGAGAUCCUGCAGUGGUACACCGAGGUGUCGGGCUAUGAUCCGCGCGGGGCCGGAGAGCUCAGCUGGGGCGCGGCGUUUAAUAUUUUCAAGCUGGCGGGCGUGUGCCAGGGCAUCGCGGCGCGGUACGCGGCGAGGCAGGCUAGUAGUGCGAAGGCGAAGAUGUAUAUCGGGACGAGGGGCCCGUUGGCGGAGUUUGCGUGGGAGUUGGCGCAGCAGGCGAGGGAUGCGAAGGCGAGGGAAUCGAAGUUGAGGCUCCAACUUUCCGUUCCGCCCGACGAGCGCCGGCCGCUGCUCAGCAGGCUGUCCACGGAGCACGAAAAUGGCGAGCACGUCUUCAGCUGCCGCACGAACCCGCACAGCGACCUGCCCGUGUACACAAACAUUCACCGCAUCAGGCGCGACAUUGUCAGCGUCGUGGAGGAUUACUUGACGCUGGAGCAGCUGCGGGAUGUUAAGAUCAAUGUUACCGUUAUAAGGCCGCUGGUCGACAAGUUUUAUGAGCUGGGGGAUGUUUCCAUUGUAUACUGCUUGCUGGUCAACAGAGCCCAGUUCCUAGACGAAGAAUCGCGGUCCACCAACCGCCAAAACGUCAACUGGACUCGCGCCACUCUGUGCGAGCUCAUCGCCACACGCAUCCUGCGCCGCUUCGGCGAGGACCACGAUGGCGACCAUGAAGGCCUGCUGCUACUAGCGCACAUCCUCGUCGCCGGCUUCGAGCCCUUCCAGCAUGCGCCGGCGCACGUCCGCGAAGAGGCCGAGGGCAAGGCCUGGUGGACGACGCACCGCACGCUGCCCGCGCUCGAGGUCGCCAUCUUGACCGAGAGCAGGCACUUUCUCAGCUCGACGACGGCGCAGAGGGUCGUGUCGGCCAUUUACGAGGGCCGCGUCAUUUACACGCCGUCGACGUCGUGGGACAUUAUCCCGGACCACUACAAGCUGAAGCCCAUUUCCAUCUACGAACCACGCGAGUCGCCGCUGCUGAACCAGUAUCGGCUGAUUGUGCCGCGGACGCGCAAUUACCUUGAGGCGAUACAGUUUACCAUUUUGUUGGGGCUGUAUGUGGCUGUCAUGAUUUUGCGGAGGAAUGGUGAGAUUCCGUAUCUGGAGGCGGCGUUUGCAAUAUUUGCGUUUGGAUGGUGUUUGGAUCAGUUUGCGACGAUUCUGGCACACGGAUGGAACGUGUACACGCAGAAUCUAUGGUCUUUCCUCGACGUCACCUUCAUCUUCCUUUUCGUCAUCUACAGCGGUCUGCGCCUCUGGGGGGUAUGGACCGGGUUGCUAGGGCCCUCGGAACAGGCAUUUGAUGUCUUGGCGCUCGCAGCACCUGUACUGGUACCUCGCCUGGCCUUUAACUGGCUGUCUGACAACUUGGUCUUCUUAUCGCUGAGAUCCAUGAUGGCCGACUUUUUCCUGCUCACUGCGCUUUCGGCGUGGUGCUUUUUUGGAUUCUUGCUAUCUCUACUGUGGCUGGGAGAGGGAGCCCAUCCGUUGCUUACGAUUUCGAAAUGGAUGAUUUACAUCUGGUUUGGACUCGAUGGCACUGGAAUUCACCGAUCGGUCGAAUUCCACUGGCUACUGGGACCCGUCGUCAUGAUCACAUUUGCUUUCCUUGGCAACACUCUCUUCCUUACUAUCCUCGUCUCCAUGCUGUCGAAUACGUUUAGCAACAUAUCCACCAAUGCCACAGCCGAGAUACAUUAUCGAAAGGCUGUCCUCACGCUUGAAGGCGUCAAGGCGGACGCUGUUUUCGCUUACCAGCCUCCUUUCAAUCUCCUAGCCGUCUUCCUUCUUUUGCCGCUCAAAUUCGUCGUCAGCCCGCGAUGGUUCCAUAAAAUCCACGUCGCCACUGUUCGCUUGGUCAACCUUCCACUGUUACUCUUCAUCGCCGUCGCUGAACGCCGCCUGCUGUGGCCGGACAAGACUUCCGAAGGAGGAACUGUCAGCUCGCUGGCCCAUAAAUGGUUCUGGCAAAGGUGGCAGCUCUCAGCAUAUCAGUAUAUCCGCGCCGUGUUUGAUGUGCCACCCCCGGAGGAUGUAUAUGAUGACAUUGCCGUGGACGACGACCUGACGCACCACCUCAUUCGGAGGCAAUACACGCGGCAGGAGACGCAUGACUCGGUGAGGAAGCCCUCGCGCCGAGACUCCAUGUUUGAGAUCCCGCCCAAGCUGCGGGGGUCGCUCACGGAAACGGGUGAAGAUUAUGCAGAUAUGGCGGGUAGACUGGCUGCCAUGGAGAAGGCCAUGCAACGGAUGGAGGAUAUGCUCUCGAGGCUUCUGCCGCAGGAGGACAGCGAAAUCGGGGAGAGUGACACACUACCCAUAGGCGACGGCACUACUCUAGAAUCGUCUUUUAAAGGACGCGAGACGAACUUUUGAAGGUUGAGAAGUUGCGAGAAUGAUUUUAGAAUAGCGGGCUAUGUAUGGAUUUUUCGACAUUUGGCAUGAGCAUUUGGCGUUGGUUUGACAUUUGUUGCAUUGAAUAUGGGAGCGUUGGUAAGAGGCAUGUAGGUAUGCAUAUACUCAAAUUGAAUCUUUCAAAUAUGCAUUGCUUCCAAUUGUACGAUUACUUUUAUG